Messenger RNA from Tachyglossus aculeatus (Australian echidna), 8455 nucleotides. It is a transcript of the gene CADM2, whose product is annotated as cell adhesion molecule 2. The transcript is spliced from 11 exons. NCBI's taxonomy places the organism in Eukaryota, Metazoa, Chordata, Mammalia, Monotremata, Tachyglossidae. The record is from RefSeq and is a predicted model, not a curated record. The coding region runs from base 296 to 1630 and encodes 444 amino acids.
CCGCGGCUUCCCGGGCGCAGACAGGCGGGCGGGCGGGAUCCUCCGCGGGAGCCCCACACCGUCCGGCGGCCCGGGGGGACCCUGCCCGCGGGAGGCAGCAGGAGGAGCCGGAGCCGCCGCCGGCCCGGGAGGAGGACCGACCGACCGACCGACCGACCGACCGACCGACGAUUACAGCGUCCGGCAUCCAGCCCCGCAGCGGCGCGGGCGGCGGGUCCCAGCCCGGGCCCCGGGGCAGCCCAGCCCAGCCCGGCUUUGCACUUGGCUGCCUCCGCCGGCCUCCCGACCCCGGACCAUGAUUUGGAAACGAAGCGCCGUCCUCCGCUUCUACAGCCUCUGCGGGCUCCUGCUACAAGCGGCUGCUUCAAAGAGCAAAGUAAAAGGAAGCCAAGGACAGUUCCCACUCACGCAGAAUGUUACAGUUGUGGAAGGGGGAACAGCAAAUUUGACCUGCAGGGUUGAUCAAAAUGAUAACACCUCCCUCCAGUGGUCAAAUCCAGCUCAACAGACCCUGUACUUUGACGACAAGAAAGCUCUGAGGGACAAUAGGAUUGAGCUGAUUCGGGCGUCAUGGCAUGAACUGAGCAUCAGCGUCAGUGAUGUGUCUCUGUCAGAUGAAGGACAGUACACCUGUUCUUUAUUUACUAUGCCUGUCAAAACCUCCAAGGCUUUCCUCACCGUCCUGGGUGUUCCUGAGAAGCCACAGAUUAGUGGGUUUACGUCCCCUGUUAUGGAGGGAGAGAUGAUGCAGUUAACAUGCAAAACCUCUGGUAGCAAACCUGCAGCUGAUAUCAAAUGGUUCAAGAAUGAGAAGGAGAUUAAAGAUGUUAAAUAUUUAAAAGAAGAGGAUGCAAAUCGCAAGACAUUCACUGUCAGCAGCACGCUAGAUUUCCAAGUGGAUCGAAAUGAUGAUGGGGUAAAAGUAAUUUGCAGAGUAGAACAUGAAUCCCUAAACUCCACACCUCAGGUAGCAAUGCAGGUCCUAGAAAUACACUAUACACCUUCAGUUAAGAUUACACCUUCAAUUCCGAUACCACACGAAGGACAGUCUAUAAUUUUGACUUGCGAAUCCAAAGGGAAACCACUGCCUGAACCAGUUUUGUGGACAAAGGAUGGAGGCGAACUACCAGACCCAGACCGAAUGGUUGUGAAUGGUAGGGAUCUAAACAUUAUUUUCCUAAACAAAACGGAUAAUGGUACCUAUCGGUGUGAAGCAACAAACUCUAUCGGCCAAAGCAGCGCAGAGUAUGUCUUGAUUGUGCAUGAUGUUCCCAACACUUUGCUUCCUACCACUACCAUCCCCUCCCUUACCACUGCAACAGUCACAACCACUGUAGCCAUAACAAGCAGCACAACCACAUCUGCAACAACCAUCAGCCUAAGAGAUCCCAAUUCUAUGCCUGGACAGACUGGCCCUGACCAUGCCCUUAUAGGAGGAAUAGUGGCUGUAGUUGUGUUUGUCACACUGUGCUCUAUAUUUCUGCUUGGUCGAUAUCUGGCAAGACAUAAAGGAACGUACUUAACAAACGAAGCUAAAGGAGCCGAAGACGCCCCGGAUGCCGAUACGGCCAUUAUCAAUGCGGAAGGCAGCCAAGUCAACGCGGAGGAGAAAAAGGAAUAUUUCAUUUAGUGCAGACCUAGAUUCUGAGUUUUACUUAUCGGGCUGACUGCUGGAGAAAACUGGCUAUCAUCUUUCUGAAUUUAUUCCUUCCAUCUUCUGCUACCUUUAUUAACUUGCAUUCUGCACUGCUAUCAGUAGCCAGUUUAUACCACCAAUCAGCUGUUGACAGCACCAUUCUUUAAUAACCCUAUCAUUCAUAAUGCAGGAAAUUUCUUAUUGCCUAAUAUCACGCCCAUUGCUCUCUUAACAUACAGUGCUUGAAUAUACAGCCUUAACAAUGUUAAUCAUCACCUUGAACCAUGGUAUGGAAUUGUUUUUGACAUUUUAAAACGUUCUUUUCUUUUCCUCGUUUCUUCCUGUUGUCACUGCCCUUAUCAGUAUGUCACUGGACAGUUUUCAUAACACACACCCUUAGGUGAAGGCCUAAUACGCUCAUGUUAAAAUCCACGAUUAGAGGUUUACAAAGAAUAUUUUCUACAUUUUUCGAAUUCAAAAAACAACUUUGUUUUUGACACAUAUUCCCUAGGAAUCAUAAACUAGAAACACUACAGUAGAAUUUUUAGAAUGCUCGGACUCAGUGGUAAAGCUGUAUCAAUUUGCCAUUUACGAAAUGGUACUUGAUACCGGAGCCAUGUGUUUGGGUUGUAAUCACAUCAUGCUGUGUACUAUACAGAUCCUGCAGUUAGACUAUUACAGCAUCAUUUCAAAAUAAAUUUGACCAACCCUUUUACUGCUUUGGGAAAAAUCACAAAGAUUAGAUCUGUUUCUGUAAUUUCUGUUUUUAUAAUUUAUUUGAUUCAUAUGGACUCAUAUGCCUACGCAAAUUUGAAAUACUCACAGGGCACAAUGUCAGACAUUUUAAUAUCUGUAUAUAGUGCAUAUAAUAAAUCCAAUUAAACAUUAUUUGAUACAUAUUUAACUUUUUUGGCUCCAAGUCAGUCAGUCAAAAGUAAGCAUUUUCUAAUGUCCAUUAUAUCCCUUUAGAUAUGACUUAAACCAGUAUUAUAAGUAGAUAACAUGUAUUAGUAUUUUUGUCUGUAUGUCCUAGCACUGUUCCGCAACAGAUUUUUCUAGUUCUUGUUAAUUUUUAUUUGUUAUACAAUGGAAGCACAAUGUUAUAAGGAAAGGUAAUUUUAAACUAACAACCAGUGCACAGCCUCAGGUUUUAAAUUACAACGACAUUUGAUUAUAUCCUUACAAAACAAUUUAGUUUGCUUUAAAAAUAAAAAUUUUAAUUUGGCAGUUCUAGGGCUGCUUACCUUUGUUGGUUUGCCAAAAAAACCCCAUUAAGAUAUAUGUUUUGUGUAUAAAUGGACUAAUUCUUUAUAUUAAAUUACUGUCUAUGCAUUUUGUGAGGUAUAGUGAGUAAUAGAGAAUUUCUGCCAUGCUUUUAGCUCCACGGUGAAAGUCUCUCUCUCUGGAUUAUUUCUGAAUUUUUUGUGUAAUUAACAGCAUACUCUUAAACCUGACAAAUAUAUUAGCCUAAUGGCUUAUUAUCUCUUCCGGUAAAAGUAAAUACUGCUAUACCAGGUCUCAGUAUUUAUUCCAUGUUAGAGGAAUGAAGACCAGUAUUGAUUACAAUUGAUCUCCCUUUCCCAUACGCUGCACCUUUGGAAAAAAACAAUUGUAUAUGGUAGCGAUACUUGUGAAUUUGAAAGCAUGAUGGCCUAUGGUAAAAAGAAUCUCUUGGGAUUUAUUUUUGGUGUAGGGGAAUGUUUGAGAACAUCAUGUAUUACUAUGAACUGAAGGACAAGGGUGCUGUAUCUUAGAUUAUUUAUCAGAAAAGUGUAAAACUUUUAAGGACAAUGUUAGAAUUUUAAAAUUGUUUUUGUUUAAACAUUUAUCUUGUUAAUUUCUUAAAAAAAGAAAAAAAGGACGAUGUCAGUCGAGCAGCACUUUUUCAAAAUAUACAGAACAUAAAUAAUAUGAUGUGGUUGAGUGUUAACAUAAUAAAUCAUAUACAGUAUGACAUUUUAAAGAAAUAAGUCUGCAUUGAUGUGAUUGCAUGAUUGUUUUUACAAUUCACUCCAUACAUCUGUGGAAAAAAUGCAAUAAUACGUUAAACUAUAGUAUGGUAGUUUGAGAGAUCCUGGUAGGUGCUCCUAGACACAUUCAAACUAGUAUAGGUUUACAAAUGAUUCAUGACUUUCAAGGCAGUCUUUAGAAAGAUCCACAAACAAAAUUUGUUCAAACAGAAAGGUUCUUGUUGUGACAAGAUGUUGCAUGAACUGCAUCCAACACUAUUUUAAGCCCAACUUCAAGAUACAUUAUACAAAACUGAUACUCUUUGUCAAUGCCAGGUUUAUAUUUCUAUUCUUUCCCUCCAAACUCCACUUGCCGCAAACAGGAGAAUUGUUGCUAUGGCAAUUCAAGCUUGAUUUAUAUUGAUAUAAAGUUAGAAAUAAACAAAACUUGAGGCAUUGUUAAGAUUUUGUCUUUCUUGACCCCCAUCCAUAAAACAAUGUAAAGAAGCAUUGAAACUUUGUUAAAAUCAGACAUUAAAAUCAGCUUGGAGGUCUCUAGUUAAAUGUUUCACCGGUUAGCUUUUGACCUGUGAAGAAUUUAUAAUGUAAAUUCUUGUAGUUACAUCAUAAACAAAAAUGAAAAAAAAAACCCACAAAAACGGCCACGUCCUACCUGAUAGAAAAGGUUUCCUUGCACAGUCUACUCAUUUUUGUGCAAAAUAAAAUUAGAUAAAUGGGUAAAGUGGAAGCUCCAGCUGUGUACCAUGUUCAUUCAUUCAUUCAAUCAUAUUUAUUGAGCACUUACUGUGUGCAGAGCACUGUACUAAGCGCUUGGAAAGAAUGUUUGUAAACUCAAUACCUUAAACAGUGGGCCAAGGGACAGGGAUUGGGGGUGUGCACAUAUCCAAAGGUAGAAUAUGGCAUGAUGUGAUUUGCUCAAGGGUAGGUAGCUAAUCUCUGCCAGUGUACUGUUUACAGUGUCCAUUAACUGUGCUCUUUAUUUGAAGUUUUAAAUGUCACAUUCUUUUAUAUUUUCCCCCAUGUGCUUGUUUCCUUGAAAAAUGAUGUAAGGUUUUUGUUUUUUUUGGGGGGGGGUGUUGGUUUUUGCUUUUGGUUGGGUGAGGGGGGAGGGGUAAAGGGAAGGGGGAUGCUCUUCUAGCUAAUCAUUUUCUGUCAUCAGAGAAUCCAAGAAGCAGUUUAAGGAACCUGAUACUCAAAUUGAGGUUUGGAAUUUAAUCUACAAAACAGAUACUUUCAUGUUGCUUCAAGAUGGAAAACCCUGCACUAAGACUCCAAUAUAUUAAAGACUAUGGGAAGAAAACUAACUUUUUCUAAAUAUGGCAAGGAAGUUAACACCUCAUGUAUUAUCAUUUUUAUGUAAAAAUAUAAAAUCUCUCAAUUGAAAGAAAGGACAGGCUCAUCUGUAAUUAUGUAAUCAUGAUUGUAAUAGCAUUGAGGUUCCAUGUAUGCACAUGUACAGUAGUUAUUCAGCAGUUACAGUGUAGUUACAUGUACUUCCAUGUAACAUAGCAGUUAUAGUGUAAUUUAGUGCCACUUAUUGUAAAGUGUUACCAAAAGGAAAAUGGAAUGCUUACCUAUAGUAAUUCAUUCACAAUAAGGGUAAGUGUAUUAAGUAAAACACCUUGAACCAGACAUUAUUUUUCUUCAUUAAACAGGCCAUGUAAGACAUCUUUGCACUCCAGCUUUCCCUUCCCAUCACAUCUUAUUUAGACUCUUCCAAAUCAAGUUCCAAUGACAUCACUUUUUGCAAAUGGUAAUCCGUGAUGAAUAUACCAAAAAUUCAGCAACCUCAGCUGAAGUCAGUAAAACACAAAUUGCUAGUGAGUAAUGCUUUUUAUUAAGUGGCACAAAGUACACACUAAAAACUAUGCAAAAAUAUAGGUAACUACAGUGUACUUACAUGUAAGUAUCUUGUACUUGCUGUGUAUGGAUGUUGGAAACCCAUGUAAUUAUAAUAUGCAUUUUGAUUAUCCUGAAAGAGGAAACCUUCUUCAGUGAUUGUGAGAAUUUAUUUCGAAGUACACACAUGCAGUACUUACCCUUAGUGCAAUAUAUUUCAUUGUUAUUUGCUGGGAUAUUUAAUGUAGGUUCUUCAUUCCCUUUCUUCCUGCCCUACAAGGUCCACUCAGACACUGUUAGAUUAAAUUAAGGCAUUAAGUGUGUUGAUCUCCACUACCAACACAUUGCAGCUUUGACAGUGCUGAUAAAUAAUCUACUUUAAUCUCAAAAACACAGAGGUUCCAGCUUCCUUUCUUAUGGGAGUCCACAUGCUAUAUGUGGCCUAACAUAUUUAGUAGGAAGAGUAAAGAAAAAAUUGCUGUUUCAUUCCCUGUUGCUGUUUCAUUUCCUUCCUUAAUGAAACCAUCAUCCUUGAAAUGUCCAUAUUUUCCCCUCAAAAUAGUGCCACACAUUCUUGUCAAAUAUAAAUUCCUCCCUCAAACUUCACAGAAUGCCUUUAAAAUAUAAGGUACCAUUUUUCUAAACAGGAAAUGUUUUAUAAUUUUUUCUCUUUCAACUUUUUUGUAUUAUAUCCUUCCAAAGGCAAUGCAUCAAGGAAAAAACCCAGUACAAAAUGGCAAAUGGUAAAUAUUACAUGAAAGACUAAUUUGAAUAAGAUGAACUUCUAUAUAUCUACCUUCCAUGCUUUCACAUUGAAUGCAAUAGUCACUGGUUGUUUUUGGUGGUGUUUAUCUCACAAAGAUCUUUCUACCUCUCACUUUACAUGACUAUGAUGAAGUUAUAAUGUCAAUAAUAAAGAGCUUUUAGCAAGGUAGCCUAACUGCAUCACAAAGGAAUUUUUAUUCUAAUUAUUGGUCUCGUUUCUGAGAAGAUCAAAACCUGUUUCUUUAUCGUGCUUAACAGAGAAAGAAACUGUACAGAGGUACAUUUUUAUAUAGUCACCUAAUGGAUAUUUCUGUUGAGAAGAAUAAACUAUUUCAUCUCACAAUCCCAUUCAAUUCUUACAUGAAAUUUAAUGUUAAUUUUUACACAAUUAAAAUGAAGUUUUUUUAAAAAAACGAAGCAGACAGCCCAUAAAAUAAAAUGAAUAUCUUAAUAAUUCUUACCAGUAGGGAAUGGGAUUGAUUCCAAUAACUACUCUGGAUCAUUCAUUAAAAAAAAAAAUCCCCAAACUUUUACUUUAGUGUGUUUCCUUUGUUUUUGUUUUUUGUCUGGGGUAGGAGGGUGGCAGGAGAGGGGGGCAUAGAGGGCACUGUAUUAUCCCAAUAAUGGGUUAUUUUGUUAUCACUAUUUUAUUUUACUAGUUUGGGGAUUUCUAAAUUGUCAAAAAUUGCAAUUUGCUUAUCUUUCAGCGUUGCAUUUAAAAACAGAUUUUAUACAUAAUCUCUGAAUAGAAAGUAUAUCAUAUAUGUUUCAUAUAUAUGAAAGCAGCUCAGUGGACAUUAAGGAAGCCAUAAGAAAUAAUCCCGAAUGGGCAGCAAUAGGCAAAAUAAACUGCUCAGUUAUUUAAAGGCUAUGCGGACAUUAUAUUCUGACAAUUUUACUCCCCACACCAGAAUUAUCUCCUGGGUACUAAAAGAGGGUAGUUUCAUUAUCACAUUGUUCACAUGCUGAGUGUCCAUGAAAUUCAUUCCAAUGUUAACAGGAGGAAGUGAGCCCCAAUUUGAAGAGACAGAAAAAGCCAUUUCCAAUGAUCUAUUCUAGUAUUAGCUCAAAGGAAAAAGGCUUCUGGUGACUACAAGAUUGAGAGAUCAGAGGGCUCAACACUUGACCCAUAUUCUGGGUUCAACCAGCAGUAGUUCCUCUAUGAAUUUUGAUCUCAGCAUAAACUACACACAAUACUUUAAAACUUCUGAUAUUCUCCUCAAAUUUUUUGUGGUACACUUUUUUACAUUCUAAAUAUUUAGUGGUAGUCUUAAGUAGAGGAAAUUUUGUGUAAUGGAAAGGAUGCAAUAGCUGCAAUGCAGGGAAGACAAUUUGCGCUUCCCUCUAUUAAGUUGUGGAUUACUUUUUCUUCCUCUAUUUUUUUUUGGUUGCUCCCAAAAUGAACUAUUUUAGUGAAUAGACAAGCUCAUUGUGGGCAGAGGUGCCCAUUAUAUUGUUGUUUGGUACUCUCCCAAGUGCUUAGUACAGCGCUCUGCACACAGAUUAAUAAAUUUGAUUAAAAGUAAACAUUGGCACACUUUAAAUGAUUUGUAGCUCCACACUGCUAUAAAGUUCUAAUUAAAAAAAAAAUAAGGAAAUGCAAUUUGACUUUACCCUUUGCACUUAAUGCAUUCUAUGAUGCAGCUAGGUAAUAACUAAAUUUUUGACUUUAAUUAUACAACCAUUGCCUAACAGUUAAAUGAAAUGCUGGUGACUUGUUUAUUUUAAAUGAAAACCAAUUUCCUUAAAGUUCAAAUAUUUUUAACUUAUUAGGAACCACACUGACCUAUUAAAAUAGAUUUCACUAUUGAAAGAAGUCCAUGUUACAAUGGUACGCUGCUUCUAGAACUAAGCUGUUAUAGUGGUCUAGCUUCAAAUUUGUAACAUUUGGAAGGAUAUUUUAUGACACUGUAAAAUAAAUAAUGCUCAAAGAGCCCCAGUAAUUAACCAUAUUGCACUGAAGAUAAAGACACAAUUGCUUAAUUUACUUUUGCAUUAGCAUUUUUAAGUGAACAAAAUGCAUAUUGUAAUGUUAGGUACAUGACACUUGCAUGUUUAUAUGCCUAUAUACUUACAAAGUAUUCAAUGUGUACUUAGUGGCGCUUAAGAUAUGUCAUGUACAACUCUUAUAAACAUUCUUACAGGGUUCCCAUUUGCACUUCAUCUUUCAGUAAAGUCUUGUCAGAAGAAAUGUCUGAUGAAUAUUAUUGAAAAAAUAAAACCUGAAUUUUAGUUAUCUGUUGGA